AUCAUGUCGCCUGAUAGAAGCACAGUGUAACGUCGAGCUCCAUUUAAUCGCAUUUAAUUGGAGAAGAAAAUGAUGUCCAUUGAUUUGCCUUUCCAAUUUUUGGCAACUUCCAAGGAAGGUGGAGCGUCGUCCCCUUUUCGCGAAAGACUGACAACGGUGUACACGAUCGAUGGAACAACCAUACGGAUACGUAGGAAUCUCAUCUUACACGUAUUUUCUCUAUGGUUGGGUAACGAGACAACAUUCGACGUAAUGGUGCGCUCGCAGGAGAUCCCGAGAAUCGCCCGUUACCUGCAACAAAAAGACUUACAAUAUAACGUGGUGAUCGAGGAUCUACAGAAGAAAAUCGACGAGGAGAAUCCCCUGCCGUCCGAAGAAGAAAUGCAGGAGAUGGAGGGUCGUUUUGGUCAUCGAAUGGAAUGGAGCAGCUACCAUCGACUCGAAGAUAUAUACACCUAUCUCGAUUAUCUGGCUGAAACCUUCCCAGCUGUGUGUUCUGUCGUCAGCAUUGGAAACUCCGUCGAAGGGAGACCCCUCAAGGUGUUGAGAAUCAGCAACGGCAAGCCGAACGCCCCCGCAUUGUGGAUCGACGGAGGUAUUCACGCGAGAGAAUGGAUCUCGCCAGCAUCAGUGACCUACAUCAUCGAUCAUCUGGUCGAAAACAGCGACAGCCUCGAGGCUGAUUAUUACAUCCUCCCGGUGGCUAAUCCUGAUGGCUACGAAUACACUUUCACGAGAGAUCGUCUGUGGAGAAAGAACAGGAGGCACACGAUUGGCAGUUCUUGCACUGGCGUCGAUCUCAACAGAAACUUUGGCUACCGAUGGGGUGGCAUGGGGACCAGCAAAGAUCCCUGUCGCGAGAUUUACGCUGGUUCUGGACCAUUCUCCGAACCUGAGACCAACGCUAUCAAGAACUUCUUCGAAGCUAGCGCAGCUAACUUCAAGGCGUAUUUAACGUUCCACAGUUAUGGCCAGUUCAUCCUGUACCCAUGGGGUUACGAUAGAAGGGUUCCACCGGAUUACGCGGACCUCGAAAGGGUUGGCAGAGAGGUAUCCACGGCGAUGAAGAAAGCCGGCGGCGCGAACAGCGCUUACACGGUUGGGAACAGCGCCACGACGUUGUACGCAGCUUCCGGUGGCUCCGACGACUGGGCUAAAGCUAUUCUGAAGAUAAAGUACACGUACACGAUCGAGUUGAGGGACACCGGGAAAUACGGUUUCGUUUUGCCAUCGCGCUACAUCAUUCCAACGGCGAAGGAAGCUUUGGCAGCGGUGAUGGUCGUCACGGAAGCUUGCAAAUCAUUGUAA
Messenger RNA from Nomia melanderi (Alkali bee), 1308 nucleotides. The record is from RefSeq and is a predicted model, not a curated record. Lineage: Eukaryota; Metazoa; Arthropoda; Insecta; Hymenoptera; Halictidae.